AGAGAGAGAGAGAGACGCUCCCCUCUCAGCAUCAUCACCUUCCCUCAGUCAGCGUCCUGCUCUCCGACACCUCGCCGCAUCCUCCUCCUCCUCCUCCGGGGCUCGGAGCCGUGAGACGUGACGCUGGCGCGGAUGGAUGAGAACCAUCGUCCAUCACUUCCAGCUUCCAGCGUCUUUUCCCCCGGAGAGUCACCGCGCAGCACCGGUCACUUCUCUCCGCAGCACCGGGUCAAUCUGGCGCAACGCGGAGACGCGAGGCGGCGGAGAGAGACGCGCGUAACAACGACAGCAACGACAGCAACGACUCCCCGGUGCGCCCCCGCCGCGCCAUGCCGCUCCUCUGACCGCCUCCGUGGAUGAACUUUCUCGCCGCCUGCGCGCACGCGGCCGCUGGCGCCGACCACCACCACGACGCCAUGAGGACGACGCGCAAGUGCCGCGCGCUGCUGUCGGUGGCGCUGAACCUGGUGGCGCUGCUCUUCUCCACCACCGCCUUCAUCACCACGUACUGGUGCCAGGGCACCCAGCGCGUCCCCAAGCCCAACUGCAGCGCGCAGCGGCGCCACAACUGCAUCGACUACGGCGUGAACGAGACGGACCAGAGCAAGGUGCACUACAGCUGGGAGACCGGCGACGACCGCUUCCUCUUCCGCCGCUUCCACACCGGCAUCUGGUACUCGUGCGAGGAGAACAUCCACGAGGCAGGUGAGAAGUGUCGGAGCUUCAUCGAUCUGGCCCCGGCGUCGGAGAGAGGCGUGUUGUGGCUGUCCGUGGUCUCCGAGGUUCUCUACAUCCUGCUGCUGGUGGUCGGCUUCAGUCUCAUGUGUUUGGAGCUUUUCCACUCCAGCAACGUCAUCGACGGUCUCAAGCUCAACGCCUUCGCAGCCGUCUUCACCGUGCUGUCCGGUCUUCUGGGUAUGGUGGCCCACAUGAUGUACACUCAGGUGUUCCAGAUCACAGUCAGUCUGGGUCCCGAGGACUGGAGGCCUCACAGCUGGGACUACGGCUGGUCCUUCUGCAUGGCCUGGGGUUCCUUCACCUGCUGCAUGGCCGCCUCCGUCACCACCCUCAACUCCUACACCAAGACGGUGAUCGAGUUCCGACACAAGCGGAAGCUGUUCGAGCAGGGCCUGCGCGAGGAGCAGAACUACCUGGACCAGGAGGCCUUCCACUACUUCCGGGACCGCUCGCUCCAGUCCGUCUCCAGCACCGUGGACGUCUACCCCGGCCACACCGGAGCCAGAGGCCCGGGUCCAGGACCAGGGCCCGGUCAUGGUCCUGGACCAGGGCCCGGUCCAGGUCCAGGACCAGGACGGGGCAAGAUGAGAGCUGCAUCAGCCUCCAUAGACCUGGGGGAGAACACAGACUCUCUGGGGGAGGAGCAGUGCUGACGUGGGGGCGAGGAGGCGGAGCCACUGGGUUUUUUCCCGCCCGAAUUUGAAAGCACAUCAGCCCUUAUAUUCUUUGUUGGAGAAGACGAUGAACGGACUCGACAAGAGGAGACGUGAAGGAGGCCAAUAGAUAAAGAUGGAUUGAUAUGCUCUGUUUCCUCCGUGUCAAACCAAACUUGAGUUCAACAUUUUAAAAAACAACAGUGGUUCAGAGCGUUUCCCCAGGAAGUACCAGUGUUCAUGUAAACAGGAAAUACUACUCACAGAAAAUACUACACAGAAAAUACUUCACACAGAAAGUACUACACAGAAAAUAAUACACAGAAUAUAAUACUCACAGAAAAUACUACACAGAAAAUACUUCACACAGAAAGUACUACACAGAAUAUAAUACUGACAGAAAAUACUACACACAGAAAAUACUACACACAGAAAAUACUUCACACAGAAAGUACUACACAGAAAAUACUACACACAGAAUAUAAUACUCACAGAAAAUACUACUCACAGAAAAUACUACACACAGAAUAUACUACUCACAGAAAAUACUACACACAGAAAAUACUACACACAGAAUAUACUACUCAGAAAAUACUACACACAGAAAAUACUACACACAGAAUAUACUACUCAGAAUAUACUACUCACAGAAAAUAGUACACACAGAAAAUACUACUCAGAAAAUACUACACACAGAAAGUACUACACAGAAAAAAGGACACAGAACAUACUACACAGAAAGUACUACACACAGAAAGUACUAGACACAGAAAGUACUAGACACAGAAAGUACUUUAAAAUCGUUCUGUUCGUUUUGCAGCUGCGUCGAAUCUGUUGGUGAACCUGAUCAAUGCUGACACGAGGUUGGAAUCACGUCCGUCUGCUUCGUGUUUACCUCCAGAAUGAGUUUGGCACAAAAGCCAAAAACGAAACACCGCGGAGGAGAGAAGCAAAGAUUUUGUUUUCAUGUUUUAAAAGACGAAAACACGUUUUAACAUGAUUUAUCAGUGUUCCAGUGAAGUGACCCUGACGCUGGUGUCGUACGUUCUCUUAGCAACGUCCACAGAGAUUUGGGGCCUGAUGUUUCUGGAAGCUUUGUUCGGCAGGUUGCUGAUGUUUGAAAGUGAAGUGUUGGGGAACAGAAGAGGGAGCACGAGGUCUCGGGAGAUUUAGUUUUACUGGUUUUCCAAUUUUCUUCUGGAACAAAAGUUUUGCUCACGUUCUAAACUAAGACCCUAGUCUUAGAGGAGCGGCAUGCUGGCAGAUCAACUAGUCGAGUGUAGAAUCAAGGAUUAGAGAACAAAGAUAACAGCCAGGUGCUUUCACUCGGGUACCAAACUCUGAGUCUCAUCCACGUUCAUGGAUACUUCUGUUUAUUAGCUGUGCUCUGGGUUACUUGUACUUUUGAAAUGACAGACGGCCUCGUCAAGCGGAGGUCAAGGGGUCGGUCAGUGUGUCCUCGGAGAGUCACUGGACCUCCGGCUGCUGCUGCAGGCGGCCACUCACCUUUGACCUCCGUGGGAAUGAACUGCAUGUCGAGUCUCACGGGACGAACAGAGGAGAUAAAUCCUCGUCCUCGCUGAGGGAGGAAGCAGCUGACACGGAGGGGUCACAAUCCAGAAGUCCGUCCAUUUUGAAUUCUUCAAACCUGAUGUUUGGGUUUGUCUCUUCUUGGUCCCUGGUGCAGAAUGCGGGGAAGUUGACAUGCUAACCAGCU
This is a messenger RNA of Scophthalmus maximus (turbot), 3108 nucleotides long. RefSeq names its product gsg1-like (gene gsg1l). Bases 357 to 1391 code for a protein of 344 amino acids. The record is from RefSeq and is a predicted model, not a curated record. Gene Ontology annotation, cellular component: plasma membrane. Lineage: Eukaryota; Metazoa; Chordata; Actinopteri; Pleuronectiformes; Scophthalmidae. The transcript has 5 exons.